AUGAAUAUCUACAUCAUUUUGUCUGCUGGUCUUGGAGUUCUUGCUUCGGUCCAUGCCCGUGAUCCAACGCAACCAGCCAACAAGUACAUUGAUUUCAGCAAGUUAACUCGUCCCCCGUCUGCCGCAAUCGACAGGAAUAUGUCGAUACAUCCGACGAGGCCAGACCCUCGGCAACCAGACGAGCCGACAUCAACAUUCCCCCCAGCAUCUACCAAGACAGCAGACCCUGGUCCAUGGGUAACGAAGACCAUCGGUCACGAUGAGAUUAAACCGUUCCCUCAACCUGAUCCAGUCACGAUUUCAGAGAAAGCAGGCGUCAAAUUUAAACCUCAGAUCCAAAUUCGGACGGGAUGUGUGCCGUACCCAGUCGUUAACGAAUUCGGGGAGACCAGCGGCGGUCUUCAAACCUCUGGUAGUCCGAGGGGUGGGUGUCGAGGCUCGGUUCACGGCUCCCAGGUCUACGGCCGCUCGGCGUGGAUCAAUGGCUUUUGGGCAAUCAUGUACUCGUGGUAUUUUCCAAAAGAUUCUCCAUCGUCUCGCAUGGGCCACCGUCACGACUGGGAAUUCGCUGUUGUGUUCAUCGACAAUCCCGGCAUACCGGAACCGAAGAUUAUUGGAUGCUCAGUGUCGUCCCACGACGGCAGAAAGAAAUACAAUCCGUGUCCAUCUUGGGUGAUCGAUGGCAACAGUCUUAAAGUCCGAUACAAGCACGCCUGGCCCAUGAAUCACGACCUUGAUGUCACGGGCGACGCUGGUACAUUUCAAGACCUUAUCAUGUGGGAUCAAAUGACGGACGAUGCUCGUAGAGCUCUCAACUCGGUUUCUUUCGGCAAGGCCAACACGCCCUUCAACGAUGGCAAAUUCCUUCCAACACUGGAAAGCGCUUGGGCUUUCUGA
Molecule: messenger RNA, 897 nt
Organism: Phytophthora nicotianae INRA-310
Lineage: Eukaryota; Oomycota; Peronosporomycetes; Peronosporales; Peronosporaceae
Exons: 1
Coding region: 1-897 (298 amino acids)
Source: RefSeq, a predicted model, not a curated record